UGCGAUCCAGAAAACGGCGGUUGCCGUCCUCCAACUUCUGCCGCACACUAUGGCAGCUCUUCUGAAGAGCCUACUUGCUGCCUCGGAGAAAGCUGCCAACAUUGCCCAGCUGUGUCGCCAGGAGGAGGCACUCUUCAGCUUGCUCAUUGAGGAGAAGAAGGGCGCAGACAAGAACAAGAAGUUCCUGCAGGAUUUCAAGACCUUGGCAGAUGUGCUGAUCCAAGAGGUCAUCAAGCAUGAUGUGGGGAAGGAGUUUCCAGAGUUACAAGCCUAUAUUCGUGGUGAGGAGUCCAACAAGUUUGAAAAUGGCCUUGGAGAGACUGUGGUGGUGCAGGUAUGUUCCACCCAAACAGAAACAGCUGCACUGCUUCAAAAAGUCCUGGAUCAGAACCAGACAGCUGCAGAACUGCUGGCAGCUGCUAUUCACCAGGAGAUGGUGCUUUCUGACCCAGCACUGGAUGGUGUGACUGUGACAGUCUCCACUGAGAAAAUGGCUAUGUGGAUUGACCCCAUAGAUUCCACCAAUCAGUACAUCCGUGGCUGUGGAGAUGUGGUGCCUGUGGAUGGCAUCUACCCAUCAGGACUACAGUCAGCCUUGGUGCUAAUAGGGGUAUACAACCGGCACUCAGGUGAACCUGUUCUAGGUAUCAUCAAUGAGCCAUUUUUCCAGGAACAACUACCAGAGCAUAGAUGGCACAGCAGAUACCACUGGGGCAUCUCCUAUGGAAACACCAACCUGAGCUCGCUAAGCCAGCCCCUGCCUCAGGCUCCCCCUCGUGUGGUGCUGAGCAGCAAUGAGAAAGUGGUGCUGCAGAAGGCCCUGGCACCCCUGUAUGGCGAGCAGUUCUACUUUGCCUCUGGUGCUGGGUACAAGAUGCUGUGUGUGGCCCUGGGAUUUGCAGAUGCCUAUGUGCUCUCAGAGGGCAGCACCUUCAAGUGGGAUUCGUGCGGCCCCCAUGCAAUCCUUCGGGCCCUUGGUGGAGGCAUCGCUGAUCUUGCAGGGGCAUUGCGUGCUUGGCGUGCUGGCCAGCGUGACUCGCUGCCUGAACUGACCUACAACAAGCCAGAAGAGGGUGCCGUGGGUGCCGAUCGCUGGGCAAAUCAUGGUGGUGUCAUAGCCUAUAUUUACCAUGACCAUCUGGAGGCUGUCAUGGCUACCCUGGCAGCUGCAGUUGAUGUUGUUUAAGUUCCUCCUCUAUAUGGGUGUGGCUUGGCUGGGACAUUCACAUCUACAUGAGGGGAGA
This is a messenger RNA of Euleptes europaea (tarantolino), 1244 nucleotides long. RefSeq names its product inositol polyphosphate-1-phosphatase (gene INPP1). The transcript is spliced from 6 exons. Gene Ontology annotation, molecular function: inositol-1,4-bisphosphate 1-phosphatase activity. Lineage: Eukaryota; Metazoa; Chordata; Lepidosauria; Squamata; Sphaerodactylidae. The coding region runs from base 50 to 1186 and encodes 378 amino acids. Gene Ontology annotation, biological process: phosphatidylinositol phosphate biosynthetic process. The record is from RefSeq and is a predicted model, not a curated record.